Chlorocebus sabaeus (green monkey) is the source of this 3972-nucleotide messenger RNA. The record is from RefSeq and is a predicted model, not a curated record. NCBI's taxonomy places the organism in Eukaryota, Metazoa, Chordata, Mammalia, Primates, Cercopithecidae.
CAGUCACUAAUGUGGAACUUCAGGUAUUCAGGAAGGAACACAAUGUACCAAAUGUAAAAAUAACUGGGCGCUGAAGUUCUCUAUCAUAUUAUUAUACAUUUUGUGUGCCUUGCUAACAAUCACAGUAGCCAUUUUGGGAUAUAAAGUUGUAGAGAAAAUGGACAAUGUCACAGGCGGCAUGGAGACAUCUCGCCAAACCUAUGAUGACAAGCUCACAGCAGUGGAAAGUGACCUGAAGAAAUUAGGUGACCAAACUGGGAAGAAAGCUAUCAGCACCAACUCAGAACUCUCCACCUUCAGAUCAGACAUUCUAGAUCUCCGUCAGCAACUUCGUGAGAUUACAGAAAAAACCAGCAAGAACAAGGAUACGCUGGAGAAGUUACAGGCGAGCGGGGAUGCACUGGUGGACAGGCAGAGUCAACUGAAAGAAACUUUGGAGAAUAAUUCUUUCCUCAUCACCACUGUGAACAAAACCCUCCAGGCGUAUAAUGGCUAUGUCACAAAUCUGCAGCAAGAUACCAGCGUGCUCCAGGGCAAUCUGCAGAAUCAAAUGUAUUCUCAUAACGUGGUCAUCAUGAACCUUAACAACCUGAACCUGACCCAGGUACAGCAGAGGAACCUCAUCACGAAUCUGCAGCGGUCUGUGGAUGACACAAGCCAGGCUAUCCAGCGAAUCAAGAACGACUUUCAAAAUCUGCAGCAGGUUUUUCUUCAAGCCAAGAAGGACACGGAUUGGCUGAAGGAGAAAGUGCAGAGCUUGCAGACGCUGGCUGCCAACAACUCUGCUUUGGCCAAAGCCAACAAUGACACCCUGGAGGAUAUGAACAGCCAGCUCAACUCAUUCACAGGUCAGAUGGAGAACAUCACCACUAUCUCUCAAGCCAAUGAGCAGAACCUGAAAGACCUGCAGGACUUACACAAGGAUGCAGAGAAUAGAACAGCCAUCAAGUUCAACCAACUGGAGGAACGCUUCCAACUCUUUGAGACAGAUAUUGUGAACAUCAUUAGCAAUAUCAGUUACACAGCCCACCACCUGCGGACGCUGACCAGCAAUCUAAAUGAAGUCAGGACCACUUGCACAGAUACCCUAACCAAACACACGGAUGAUCUGACCUCCUUGAAUAAUACCCUGGCCAACAUCCGUUUGGAUUCUGUUUCUCUCAGGAUGCAACAAGAUUUGAUGAGGUCGAGGUUAGACACUGAAGUAGCCAACUUAUCAGUGAUUAUGGAAGAAAUGAAGCUAGUAGACUCCAAGCAUGGUCAGCUCAUCAAGAAUUUUACAAUACUGCAAGGUCCACCGGGCCCGAGGGGUCCAAAAGGUGACAGAGGAUCCCAGGGACCCCCUGGUCCAACUGGCAACAAGGGACAGAAAGGAGAGAAGGGGGAGCCUGGACCGCCUGGCCCUGCGGGUGAGAGAGGCCCAGUUGGACCCGCAGGUCCCCCCGGAGAACGUGGCGGCAAAGGAUCUAAGGGCUCCCAGGGCCCCAAAGGUUCCCGCGGUUCCCCCGGGAAGCCCGGCCCUCAGGGCCCCAGUGGGGACCCAGGCCCCCCAGGCCCUCCAGGCAAAGAAGGACUCCCUGGCCCCCAGGGCCCUCCUGGCUUCCAGGGACUGCAGGGCACUGUGGGGGAGCCUGGGGUUCCUGGACCUCGGGGACUGCCAGGCUUGCCUGGGGUACCAGGCAUGCCAGGCCCCAAGGGCCCCCCCGGCCCUCCCGGCCCAUCAGGAGCAGUGGUGCCCCUGGCCCUGCAGAAUGAACCAACCCCGGCACCAGAGGACAAUGGCUGCCCGCCUCACUGGAAGAACUUCACAGACAAAUGCUACUAUUUUUCGAUUGAGAAAGAAAUUUUUGAGGAAGCAAAGCUUUUCUGUGAAGACAAGUCUUCCCAUCUCGUUUUCAUAAACACUAGGGAGGAACAGCAAUGGAUAAAAAAACAGCUGGUAGGGAGAGAGAGCCACUGGAUCGGCCUCACAGACUCAGAGCAUGAAAAUGAAUGGAAGUGGCUGGAUGGGACAUCUCCAGACUACAAAAAUUGGAAAGCUGGACAGCCGGAUAACUGGGGUCAUGGCCACGGGCCAGGAGAAGACUGUGCUGGGUUGAUUUAUGCUGGGCAGUGGAACGAUUUCCAAUGUGAAGACGUCAAUAACUUCAUUUGCGAAAAAGACAGAGAGACAGUACUGUCAUCUGCAUUAUAAUGGACUGUGAUGGAAUCACAUGAGCAAAUUUUCAGCUCUCAAAGGCAAAGGACACUCCUUUCUAAUUGCAUCACCUUCUUAUCAGAUUGAAAAAAAAAAAGCACUGAAAACCAAUUACUGAAAAAAAAUUGACAGCUAGUGUUUUACCAUCCAUCAUUACCCAAAGACUUGGGAACUAAAAUGUUCCCCAGGGUGAUAUGCUGAAAUCCAUUGUGCACAUGGACUGAAUCACAUAGAUUUUCCUCCGUCAGUAAUCAUGCAAUUAUUCAAAUUAUAUCUUCCGAAGUAUGGAACACUACAAUCAGAAAAAGGCUAUCAUUGAUUGUUGAGUUAUAGGAAGAACUUAAGCAUAUACUGUGUAAACAGUACCAUACGUUUCUAAAAAUCCCAAGUGUAGGAAAAAUAUGCAGACAUACAGAUAUAUAGGCCAACUCUUAGUAAUAAUAUGAAAUAUACUUAAAGAGCUUUUAAAACUUUGUAUUUUUGUACAAAAUAUUUGCCUUUUACAAUUUUUUUCCUUUUUUUUUUUUUUUUGUCAUUUUACUGACAUAAUACAUGGAGCCAAAGAAAACAAUAAUGGUACUAAUAAAAACUCCUAGGGUUUCCUGUCAGAUUUAAUUCUACUCAGUGGCAAAGAAUUUUUUCAAUUGUGGUUUAAAAAAAAAAUUAAAUAUACAUGUAUAUAUAUAUAUUUUUUUAAUGUUUCAUUUCCUCAGAGGAGUCAAUCACUUAGAAUGUCUAGAAAUAUCCUUACAGAUUUUGCCAGUGUCAAUCAAGCCUGCACGCAUGCACGACUCAGUGAAGUGGGCUGUGCCUUGAGCCCAUCACCAGCCAACAUUCUUGACAUGUGCCUGAUCAGAUGCAGAAGAAGUGGGCAACUCAAGACAUGCUUCCUCUUCAUUUUGGUGGAAUCAGGAGGUGUGGGGGAUGGAGAGGCAUCUGUUGGGAAGGGCACUGAAUCUGGCCUAUCUAGAAGGCCCUAUUUCAUGGCUGAGCUAUGACUGUACUUGGCAUCAGACCACUACCAGAGCCGACGUUAACUGUCAGGAACGUAUGGCGUCACAUCAGUCAAAGACAGAGAUGCUAGAAAGAUGGGAACCAGCUACAUAUUACCUGGAAAGUUUGUUUUCUUAAGUCGUUUCCAAAAACAUAACUCCAAGGCAUAUGCAUGAUGAAAUGCAAGAACAAACUUUUGGCCACUUUGUGGAACUCUUAAAAGAACUUUUCCAGCCUGGCACGGUAGCUCACACCUGUAAUCCCAGGACUUUGGGAGGCCGAGGCAGGCGAAUCACUUGAGGUCAGGAGUUCGAGACCAGCCUGACCUCAUGGCAUGUCUGGCCAACAUGGCAAAACCCCGUCUCUACUAAAAAUAUGAAAAUUAGCCAGGCAUAGUGGCACAUGCCUGUAAUCCCAGCCACUUGGGAGGCUGAGGCAGGAGAAUCGCUUGACCCCAGGAGGCAGAGAUUGCAGUGAGCCAAGAUCACGCCACUGCACUCCAGCCUGGGUGACAGAGCGAGAAUCCAUCUCCAAAAAAAAAAGAACCUUUCCUCUGAGCCCAUCUUCCUUCCAGUCCUUGACUUUCCUUGACUUGCUGUUGGAAAGUCUAAUAUGAAAAGGGCUUAAACUAGGCAUUAAAUAUAACUGAUGCUCAAAGGUAAGAUUUCCAUCCAACAGAUUCCUUCUCCUCCUUCCCAAGGGUCUUCCCAGGUGGUGCUGCUACCUAUCCCAAAUAAAAUGGUAAAAGAAUAAAGACAGAGUUUGACUUUCCCACCUGCAAA